Molecule: messenger RNA, 814 nt
Organism: Photinus pyralis (common eastern firefly)
Lineage: Eukaryota; Metazoa; Arthropoda; Insecta; Coleoptera; Lampyridae
Exons: 2
Coding region: 142-741 (199 amino acids)
Source: RefSeq, a predicted model, not a curated record
CGAAUCAUUUCAAGUUCUUUUAAACGCAUACAACGUACAAGCGCAGCUAAAUAUAAACACCAAACCGAAGGUUAUCUCUCUGUUAUCGACUGAUUAACUGGAAGCGUCAGUACUGGGCCUGGGUAAUUUGGAAGAACCAGGAUGAUUCCACGUUUCCUCGUAAUUUUACUAAUAAUCGUCUGUACGUCCCAUUUCCUUCAUGGCACUUCGUUGUACAAAAAAGUCAGCAAGUGUGAGAAACUAUCUCGCCAGGUGACGAAUCGCCUUAAAACCGCAUUAAAAGACUACAAGUACUCGGUGAACUCGUUCGACUGUAAUUUACAGUACAUUUUUGAUGGUGUCUACAGCGAAUUCCAGUCGAAUUUGUUCGACUUGAACGAGAAAAUGGCAAAGACAAGAGCUGGCACCUGCAAGGAGGGCUACGAGAGCGAGUUGGAAAAGUUGGGCGAUAGUCCGUUCGAUUAUUGUUACAAUUCGACCCUAGUUUCGAAAGGGUAUGAGACGAUUGAUAAUUUUGAGAGAAGCGCACAAGACGCUUGUAAGGGUUGUAAUGUGGCCAAGGAAGAUGAAUGUCUUGCAACAUUAACACAACUGUCCGACGAGGUCGAAACGUUUUCUAGUUCUAGCCGAUCCAUUCUUAAAGCGUUGGAAAAGGGGGUUGAAGCGUGCGUCGCUAGAAGGGCGGAGGAUGUUUCUCAACGUUUGAAGAAUCUAAGCGAGUCUAUUGCUAAGUGUUUGUAAUGGUUGAUAGGAGAAAUUAAUAUUUAUUAUUACACAUACAAAUGAAUUUUAUGAAAAUAUAUAACAAACUUUA